ACCGAAAAACCCAUACAUCAUCGAAGGUUGUAGUGUCCGGUUUACCAAAGAACGUGUCUGUGGACUUCCUUACGAUGUUUUUCGAAAAUGAAAACAGGCAAGGAGGUGGUCCUGUAAAACAUGUUGAGAUCAACGAGGAAAAUCAAAGUGCGCUUGUGGAGUUUCAGGAAGCUGAAUCUGUGGAAAAAGUUAUGCGCAAAAAGCCUAUUGUUUUGCAAGAAACCGAAGUAAAACUUUCUUUAUUUGCAGAAGACUCUUGGGAUAAUACAUCAUUUGCCUCUGCAAAAAUUAAAGUGGCUGGACUAGACAAAAAGAUGUCGAAAGAGUUCCUUCUAAUGUUUUUUGAGAAUGAGAAAAGACAGGGUGGCGGAAAAGUGAAAUGUGUCGAAAUAGACGAACGCAAUAAAUCCGCAAUUAUUGAAUUUGCGGACCCAAAUGCUGUCAAAAUUGUUCUACAGAAACGACCGAUUUGUAUCGACGGUACAAAAGUAAUUGUAGAAAUAUACUCUGAAAGUCUAGAACCUAAGACAUUGUUAGUAAACAGACUUCCAAAUAACAUAUCAGAGGAGUUCUUAAUUAUGUUCUUCGAAAAUGAAGGGAGGCAAGGAGGAGGAAAAGUCACAAAAGUCGAAAUCAAUCCUUAUAGGAAAUGCGCAAUCAUCGAAUUUGAAGAGUCACAAUCCGUUAAGAAAGUCUUAAAAAAACAACCAAUUUUCCUGUUGGAAUCACAAGUUGACGUGUUUGUGUUCAAUGACACUAACAUCAUCGAAGUACGGAACUUUGAUACGAGAGAGACUUCUGAACAUGAUCUAAUAGAAUUAUUUGGAAACCUCGACGUGUCCACUGGUGGCAAAUUCAGUAAAGUGCUUAUCGACAGAUUAAAUGACGUUGCAUUUAUGACACUCGACUCACAUGAAGCAGCAAAGCGCGCUUGCAGUAGAAAAGAACUGAAAUGUAAAAGACGUUCUCUCGUUGUCUACACAUGCAUUCUUACCGAAGAUGAAUUAGCAGAAGUGGUAUCAGAAAAGCAACCCCACAAACAACAACUUUAUCAGCAUGAAUCUUCUGAUCCAUAUUCAGCGAUACCUUCAUGCAUAAAAGAGCGAAACAGUACAAACGAGGAAAGAGCAAAGCUUGAAACACAAGGCAACCAAACCAAUAGUUCUCAAGAUGUUAGAAGUUAUACUGGAACAAAGCCAGCUAUUAGAAUUGCCGCUUCACCCAGUGUUAAACAUCAAGUCAUAACUAAGAAGCCUUCUACACCAGAAACUUCUGAUCCAUAUUCAGCGAUACCUUCAUGCAUAAAAGAGCGAAACAGUACAAACGAGGAAAGAGCAAAACUUGAAACACAAGGCAACCAAACCAAUAUUUCCCAAGAUGUUAGAAGUUAUACUGGAACAAAGCCCGCUAUUAGAAUUGCCGCUUCACCCAGUGUUAAACAUCAAGUCAUAACUAAGAAGCCUUCUACACCAGAACCCAAUGAAAAGGAAGGUAAGAUAUUCGGUCAAGUGCUGCAAAAGCUUGGUCUUGCAAACAGGUAUCCGGGCAAAAUAUCUAUGAGAGAUGUUAUAGCAGUUGAUCCCAACGAAUCUAAGGAGCACGAAAAGCAACGCAUUUCUUUGGUUGAUAUUCCAUGGUUGUUACUUAAACGUUUGAUUUGUGCUCACAGCGAAUCCAGGGAUAUAACAGUCUUAGAGGAAGACAGUACUGAAAACAGUUUAGAUCUAGAUAAUACUAUGUCCUUUAUUUCGGACAUACCUGAAGAUAGUCAAGACAUUAGUCCAUUAGAUAUAUUUACAGUUGUUUUUCAAUGUUGUGACCCAAUAAUGAAGCAAGUAUUCUUUCAAAAAUUGUACCUUUGCAAAAUUGCUGUCCCUUUUCUUUACAAGCACUGGGAAACAAAGGAAUUCCAUCAGCCAAUACUCUCUGUUUGGCCAUUACGAUCUUUGGCUAUAGAAAGUAAAUCAUUAGCAGGCAAAGGUGAGUUACAAAGUAAAGAUGUCGACGUCCUUGAGCUACCAACAAAGGUGCUAGCUUUUGCAAGAUUUGGUCGCCCCCGCUAUUCAAAAUCAAAAUUGAUCAAUAGCUUAUUAACCAGUCAGGGCUGCAAAACAUAUUACAAUAUCGAUUGUCCUUCUGGGAUGACACCAAGAUAUUUAAGUAAUGGACAAAUUGAGAUGUUUUGGUUGCCGACAAUCGGCGACAAAAAAGAUAGGUUUCAAGAAUCUAUGACAUUUCUGAACAUGAGAGGAGAUAUUAAUGAACAUUUUUCUGUAGACAUUCUUUCUUUCAUUGCAAAUUUUGUAGAUGCAGUUGUAAUAAUCAUUGACUUAGAAACUGUUUUGAAACAUGGCAAAGACGUUAAAGACGUCCUUCUGAAGUUUUCCUCAGUAAUAUUGAUUAUUGCUAACCCUCUCAGACCAGACGUUCGAAAAACAAUAGAAGGUUUUCAAAGUGACGUACUUGCAUCAAAAACUGGAAUAAAUCUUCGAUUAUUAAGUACGCACAAAGGUGUUGUAGAACAAAAUGUCGUCGACAUGGUCUCGAGUAUAUCUAAACAUAUAACAAGUCAAGUUAAGGCUAAUAAAACCAGAACGUAUCAAGAGCGUUUAGCAUGUGCAAAGCUAGACACAAUAAAAACAGAUGAAGACGAUAGAACCUGUCAACAAGGAAAGAUAGAAGCUGAGAUAUUGAUGAAACAAAUGAAAAAUGACAGUGAACCGAGUCGUUGGAAACAGAUCCUAACCCCAGUACACAGUACUUUUUCCCAGCAGCUGGGCAAACUUAUGAAGGAACGCGAAAGGGAGAGAGACUUAACAGAAGGCGAAAAUAUUGAUAGAAAAAUCAAAACAAUUCGCCAAAAGCAAACCCAUUCAAUAACUAAAACGGUCAAACUCUUUGUAGACAUUUUAACAAGAAACGAAAGGUCUCACGUAAUACUAAAAUUUUUUCUAUGUUGGCUACACUUUUAUAUUGAGAGGGAAAAACGACGGAUAUUGCCUCAAUUGAUGCAUGAAAACCGGUGCGCGUGGGAAAAACUAAAAAUGCUAAAAAGCAAAGAAAGCCAGAUUCCUUCUGAGAUUGAAAAUCAAGAAAAAGUCAUCACCUGGUUAGAACAAAAGAUAGAUGAAGCGUCAUUCUCUGUGGAACAUUUGUUUCGUGAAAUAGGGCAUAUAAAUGAGGCCAUUUUAGAACUUCAAGAAAAUUCAAUUUACUUUCAGUUACCACCAUUAGACCGAAUGGCAAAAAUUAUAGGCCGCCUUGUUGCUGAGGGACAUCAGUUAGAGCUGAUUGAUGGAGAGAGCUUUUAUAUGCCCUACUUAUGGACAAAGACUGUAUUGAAAGAGGUAGAUCGAUGUAUUGACUAUAGUAAAGUAAUGACACUAAGCGUUCUAGGUCUACAAAGUUCCGGAAAAUCAACUUUGUUAAAUACGAUGUUUGGAUCUCAAUUUUCCACGAGGACCGGAAGAUGUACACGGGGUAUACACGUUCUACUUAUUCCCACCAAAACUGCAAACUUUGAAGGAAUAUCGUCACAAUUUAAUUACGUGCUUGUUGCUGACACAGAGGGGCUGAGAUCACCAGAGCUCAGUCAUGUUCAACAUGAGCAUGACAAUGAGUUAGCCACUGUCAUUACUGGAAUAGGUGACAUCACAAUGUUGAACAUAAUGGGAGAAAAUACAAGUGAAAUACGAGAUAUUUUGCAAGUCGUUGUCCAUGCUUUUCUUCGACUGAAAAUGACAAACAGGAAGUUGGAUAUUCGCAAAAGUUGCGCAUUUAUUCAUCAAAAUGUUACUGACACGUCUGCAUCAGAAAAUAUGAUAAGUGGCUUGAGUAAACUUAUGCAGACACUUGAUGAAAUGACAAAAGAAUCAGCGAAAAGUGAAGGAAUUCUUGAAAUCACUACAUUUAACCAAGUUAUUGAAUUUGACAUUAAUUCGCAAGUCUGGUACCUGAAAAAUCUCUGGCAAGGAAAUCCACCUAUGGCGAGAGUUAAUAAUGAAUACAGUGAACGUGUUGUAGAUAUGAAAUGCAAAAUUCUACAGAAAGCUUUGACAAUGAAAGAUAAAUCAUACAAGUCUCUAAAUGAUAUCGUUGAGCAAGCGCAUAGCUUGUGGAAAGGUGUUCUAAAUGAAGAUUUUGUAUUUUCAUUUAGAAAUAGCCUGGAAAUAAGAGCGUACAUGGAAAUGGAAAGGGAAGUCCAAGACCAGUUAUGGCACCUUGAAAGUUUUAUUCGUGAUGAAUUGAUAAAAAUUUCACAGAGUUGUUUCGCAAAUUGUGAUCAAAAAGAUAAUUUACGAAGUGUAGCGGACCAACGUAUUACUGAACUAAAUGAUGUUCUUGCUGAAGAAAAAUCUAAGACUGAAGAAGUCAUUAAGACAUACUUCGAAAAGAACAAAUACAAAGACAUCAUUAUUCAAUGGAAAAACAGUCAGAAGAAUCGAAUUGACAGCCUUUGUCAAAAAUUAGAACAAAUCAUUAAGGAGCAAAUAGAAAAGAGUCAAGUGAAAAGAUCUGUAGAAAUCCUUACUGUUGCAAGUCAUGAGAAACACGAAGAGAAACUUCGGAAAAAAUCAAUGGAAGUAGCAAAUCAAUACAAAGGUCAGAAAUUAACUAGAAGUCGAAUAAAUGAACUUUUUGAUGACAUUUGGCGAUCUUUUAUCACUAAGGUAGAUACUACAUCUUCCACGUCAGAAACGAACAGAAAGAAAAUGAAAGUCGUAUUUGAAACAUGUCUCAAAAAUAUUUUUAAAAAACAUUAUGCAUUUCUAAAAGCUGGUUUGGUACAGAGUAACUACUUAACACCGAUACCAAAUUUGAAGAGAUUGGAUGGAUCAUUUAACCGCACUGGUAUUGACGAAAAGGAUAUUAGUUUCACGUGGUUUCAGAAAGGAAUAGAAUACAUUGGUAUAACUGACACUAUGAAACAUGUCACUGUCAGGGUAAAUCAAAUAUUUCAAGCAAUUGACAAGAAAAUAGAUUUACUCUGUCAAGUGAACGAUGAAAUUACCGAGAUGUCAGUAAAUAAAUUAAUGCAUGAACUAGACGCUAGUAUACAUGAUAUUUUGACAGGAAAAACGAAAUAUGAUUUUAAGAUUCCGUUUUAUGUUAAGAUUUAUAUACAUGUUAGCAGGCAGACCUAUCUUGUUUUUGAGACGCACAAUGAGAACUAUUUUAAAACCCAAGGUACUGUUGCACGUCUUGAACAAUAUAAACAACAACAAAAAAUCAGUUUCGAAGCUCAUUUAAAUAGCCGUCAGUCUGAAGAUAUUGUAGCGAAACUGUUUAGUCAUGUUAUUGAGGGUUUUGCUGAGGAAUGGACAAAACAAAGUUUACCAAAUAAAGUUACUGAUGACCUUUACAGUCACCUCCCUUCAGUUAAAAACAGGGUCAUUGUUGAGAUAUGUACAGACCUUUUGGAAAAAAGUCAUUUCGAUGAUUUCAUCAGGUAUGUACAAGCCCCGAAGGAAUACGCUAGUUUGUGGAUAACAGAAAAGGCCAAUUACCAUCUUUUUGGCAGCAAAACCCGAGCGUAUGCAAGCAUCGCCACCACAUUAUUAAAUCUAGUUUUCAGUACUGUUGAAAAGUGUGUUCGUGAUUUACAGAACAGUUUCAGCGGAAAAAAGUCCCCGUCUAUAGAAACAUGGCUUAAUAAUCUUCAGCAGUCCUUGACAAAAGCGAAAUUUUCUAUUCCAACCGAGAGUUUCCGAAACGUGAAGCAGGAAAUAAAACAUAUUCAAAAUGUAGAACACCUUACUAAUGUAAUAUUAGCUAAUUUAGUGGAAUCAAAAGAUAAAAUAAAUAACAAAUUUAGUCAGCACGGAAGUGGAUCUGUGAAAUGGGCAAAUUCGAAUCCUAUCGAUCGAAUAAUUACAAAAAUAUGGGGAUGUCCAGAACAGUGUGCUUUUUGCGGAGAACCAUGUGCAAAGAAAGAAGACCAUAGUGGAUCUAUGCAUUACAGUAUACAACAUAGACCGUCAUGUUGCAAGGGUAUUCGACAUAUUGGUUCGAAUAAGGGAUGCUUGGAGUCAUGCGCUUUUGACAUUCAGUCAGACACGACACAUAAGUGUGGAGUCUUUAAUUACAUAUGCAAUGGAUCCCGUAAAGAAUGCGGUAAGACUCAUUAUUACAGAGACUACAGGACUUAUUUACCUCAGUGGGAUAUUGCUCCAAGUUCCAAUAUGCACGACACAUCUAAAUUUUGGAUGUGGUUUGUUGCAACAUAUAAAAAGGAGUUACACGAGUACUAUAAUUUUGGUGUUGAUAACAUUCCGCCUUCGUGGGAUGAAAUAACAAAACUACAGGCUAAAGAAAGUCUACAAAAAACAUAUUCUGCUUAAAAAAGGUAAUUACUAGGGCAACUAGAAUAGUCCUACACUAGAUAUCAGAAUAGGUAACUAGGAAAUAGUCUAUACUAAAUGCCAAAAUUUAUUAAAAAAAAAACAUGAUAGAAAAUCAUAUAAGAUGGCACCAGUCGGCGUUUUCAGAUUUAUGGUUCAUCAUAUACAUAUUAAAAUCCAUACCUAUUUCAGUAAUAAAUACGACUAAGAUUAUUACUGACCAGGUCAUUGUUCUACAUACCUUUGUAUUUGAAUUAACUGGUGUUCAACGACAUAUAGUUUAAAUAACAUAUCAAAUGCAGUCGUAAUUGCAAUGUAUUAGAUUGUUACAGCUGCAUCAGUUCUUUUUAAAUUUUCCAUCAUCAGUUAGAGUUGAAUAGAUACAAUAGAAUGCAAGUUGUGUCUGGCUGUAACAUUUAGCGGUAUCUUUGUUUUAAACGUUCUUUAGGUUAAUAGUUUCUUUUCAAACUAAUAUGGGAGCCUUUGUUACAAGUUCAUAUAAGGAUACACAAGCAAACUAGGAUACAAAAGCAAACUAUGUAUACUUGUAUAUACCUUAAAAGUGUAAUGCUUAACUGUGAUAGAAAUGGUUCGUAAUAAACGGAUUCCUGACUGUGACAUAAUACUUCGUAUUAGUUUUAUUUUUUAGUGAUAGACGAAAGAUUCUUCGAAUUAUCGAAGAACACCUGAUACCUCUUUUGGUGACAUUCCGAUUUUACUGUACAAAUGCUACUGUACCAGUAAAACGAAUAAAGGGUUAAAUAAGGUGACACAUAUAUCAUGAAACGUUCAGUCUUCAGUUAUUCACAUAUGAAGCAAAUAACGACCUUACAUAUUUAGUAUAUUAUUGUGAUAUUACACUGGAAAAGAAUUUAGCAUGCAACUCCGCUUUUUCGUAGUGUAGCCAACGAAUAAAUGAAACGUUUAAGUCUUAAACGCUGUAAAAUAGUUUUUAAUUUCAAACUUUCUUAUCGAAUUUUAGCCUAGAGUAUCCAGGAUUAUCUACUAUGUUUAAUACCUUAUAAUAACACUGCUAAAUAUAUCUGAUAGCUGAUGUGUUUUUAUUUUAGCUGAUGUAAUGUUUCUUUUUUGACAAAAACGUUUGUGAAUAAAUAGGUAAAGAUAAAUUAUAUUAUUUGUAUAGCUGAACGAUGGUAAUUAGUGGUUAACUGUAUAUAGGAAAGUGACAAAAGUUGUGAUAUCUUUACAAGACACUAUAUUUCUCUAAAUAAUAUCACUAGUGUGAAUUAUUUACAUAAUGCUUCUAAGAUCUUUAUAUCAUUGUUAAAUGCUUGUGUAUAGAUUGUUAUCAUUUUGCAUGUGAAUAUAAGCUUUUCUUUAUCAAAGCUAGUGAAAUAUAGCCGCACUAAUUUUUGCAGAAAGAAUGUUGAGCAAAUAUUGUACACUAAGUAAUGUACGAUUUGUAUCUUGUAAUUGGUUAUAUAAACAUUAUCUAAACAUAAGCACUUGAAUACGACGAGUUUUGUAAUUUCAAUAAUGUUAGUUUAUUAAUAUGUUUGCCAAUAAUAGGAACAUUUUCGUCUUUGUAAGGUCCUUGAAAGUUUUAAUGCAGGAUAAAACAGAUACAACAGACUCUGAGGUAGUACCCAUAGUAUGAAGGACCCACUGUCUGAUUUACUUACCGUGUAUUAAAGAUUUUGUUUUAUAGUCAGCCCCGUAAAUAAAACAUAAAACUGUUCCAUUUAAUCCUUUUAAGAUAGUUCAGAUGCAUAGGAAUGAACUGAACAAUUAGACGACAAGAAGACAUAGCGUUUAUGUUUUUGUUUUAUGCGUAUCCUAGGUUUGUCAUAAAUUACAUUUACCAUUUUUACAUACUUGUUUUGAAAAAAAGACGUAUUGCGUGAGUCUGUCCGUCCAUUCGUCCGUCCGUCCGUCAUACUUCCUGUCCGUAGCUAAACUCAGUAACCGUUCAAGAUAUUAACAUUGGUAGGUGGCGAUAAAACGAUGUUCAGAGCACUUACGAGUUUGUUAGAGGACAUAUUUUAAUUGCAAAGUCAGAAAUGGAACUAUGAGGUAAAAUUUGACCCUCAUAUUUCUGAGUAUAACUUAAUAAGUAUUCAAUGUAUUCCCUUUACAUUUUUUUGCGUAUAGAAAGGUUAAGGCAAUGUGCAGAGUGCAUGAACCAUGCCCAUAGGUCAAAGGUCAAGGUCACAAGUGGAGCUGUUCUUUUGUUCUUCUUAUUUCUUUUCCUGAGCAUAACCUGGUACCCGUUCAAAUAUUCACCUCAAUCUUGGCAUAAAUGUAAUUGUUAACAAGAAAAUAUGCGGAGUACAUACACCAGAUCUAUAGACCAACGGUUUUGGCCACAGUUAGUUAAUAUUUGUUCUGUCAUAUCUUGUGUCCAGAGCAUAACUUGAUAUCAAUUCAAAAGUAAAAAUAUUGACUUCAAAUUUUGCAUGCAGGUAGGUAGCAAUUACAUAAUGUGCUUGGCGCAUGAAUUUUGUCUAUAGAUCAAAUUACAAUAUCACAAAUUGUGUUCAAAUUUGUCCCUUUUAUUUUGUGUCCAGAGCACACUUAAAAAACUUUCAAGAUAUUAAAUUCAUAUUAGGAAUACAGGUAGGUGGUGAUGACAAUCUGACUAAAGUACAUCUCCUAUUACGCCACACUUAGGAUCUGAGAACGAGCAAUUGAUAGCCUUGUUCUGACCACCCUUUCGCUAUCCUAUUAACUUACAACAUUUUGCAAAUCUUAGUUAGCCUUGAUUUUUGAUAUUUACAAAUCUUAUGUCAUAAUACAUCAGCAAGCCGUUUAGCACAGUUAACACUUGCUCUGUACACGAGGGGUCCAGGGUUCGAACCCUGGAUUGAGUGCACAUUUUUCUUUCUCUUUGACAUUUGAAUAAGUCGUCUGAUUGGUUCAAAUAAAAGUAGAUUUGCGAAAAUAAAAAAAGCAAUAUUGGAAAUCCAAAAUAUACAGAAGACGAAUGUGAAGGGGUCAUUCUCAGAUCUUCGUUUAGAAGAUCAAGUACUUUAGUCAUAUUGGUUGUGAUGAGGUGAUUUAAUGAAUGCAGCAAUCCUCGUUACUCCUAAGCUCUACUCACCCCCAUCCCUAUUCCGCAUAAAAACACUUUUUGUUUUGGUAUGUUUUUUGAAAGCAUGAAUUAAGUUGUAGGUCACAAAUCAUAGUUAUAGCAAGAUCAAAUGUGUCCUUAGCAUAGCUUAAUAACAAUCUAAGGUAUUGUCUUUGACCUUGGCAUGAAGACAGGUAGCAAUGACACGAUAUGCAGAACAGAUGGACUUGGUUAGUUGAUCAAAGGUUGUGGUCACAUAUUAAAUUAAAGUUGUCCUUUGUAUAGAGUGUCUGGAACGCAAGCGAGGGAUUAUUCAACUUUUCGACUUUAAAUUUGGAAUAAAGGUUGAUGAUUAUAAGGUAGUUUGGUUGUUGAGCAAUCUACAUUACUCACGCUUUCCGUCCCGCCCCCUAUAGAAGACAUCCCUUACCCUCUUCCACAUUACAUCCAAGAUUUUUUAAGAUUUUCUUCUUCCUCCUCUGAUAUAAAACUUCGGGCGUAUAUUGUCCUGUUUGCAGAGUUGUGGUUACAUAUGUAUGCAGUGUUUAAUCAAGCUUUAUUUAUUUUGUCAAGAUAUUAAUCAGACUUUGUGAAAUGUAAGCAUGCAUGCAUACAUGAGUUUUUUAUUUAUUUCUUUUUUUUUUCUUUUUUUCUUUUUUUAUUUUAUUUCAUUUUAUUUUAUUUAAAUAGACAGUUUUCGGUCCAUUGUCAAUUCAAUUUGAAACGAAGUAUUUUUUCCCGAAUUUUUUUUUACACAAAAUUUUAUUUUUAUUAUGUAUUGACUACAAUGGUGAUAACAGAAUCUUCCCCUUGUUUCUAUGUUUUUACUUUAAUUAUAACACAAUACUAUUUAUAUUGUUAAAUACUGUAAAGAUGGCAGUAAGAUGAUUUUAAACUCAAAAUACUAGAAAAAGAAUUAAAUUCAUUAAACAAAUUUUCAGAAGAUAUUUUCGAUGGUAAAAUUAAGCCCGAGUGAUAUCUGAAAACAAAAGGAAAAUCAUGGUUGACUUAUUUGUGAAUAGAGUUUAAUCACACACGCUCAGAAUAUCUCAAUAAGCGUAAAGGCAGGGCUUUCUUAAGAAACAUUUAAGAUUUCGACAUCCUUUUAUUUUCAAAUCGUAUUUUUGUCUGUUUUAACACUGGGAAACUACAUGUUAAAAAUUCAAAUAUUAAUAUUAAGAAUAAAAAUAAUUUUACUGGCACAACCGGUGACCUUUAGAGUAUUUAAUGUACAUUUUAAAUUGAUGAAAACCCCUGCUAAAGAUAAGAUGGACUAAACAGUACCAUACGACUAUAUAUAAAACUUUACGCUUUGUGUCUAAAACAAGAUUUUGUUAGUUUUUACGGUGCAAAAUGCAAUUUUAGACCAUUAAAUUUCGAAAAAGUGCAAAAUUUACUCUACUUUGUUAGACUGAUUAACAAAUUAUCGAGCUAUCAUAUUUUAGUAUUUAAGUGCAAAAUAUGUCUAGCGUUUUGAUGACACGUAGAAAAAACUCCCUUGUUUAAUGUUCAUGUUUCGAAAUUUUAUAUUGGAAGUGCUGAUUUAUUAGAGAAUAACAAAUUACUAUAUUGGCAUAUCUUAAAUAUUUCAGUCUACAAUUUUCCGGGACAAUUUUUUGAAAUUCUAAAUAUAACAAUAAUUUUCAUGACCUUUCAAGAUAUUUUGUUCUCCUUCCGAUGUACAUUCUUUAUUGUUUUAGGAAGGACAUCGAAACUGUAGAUAUUAAUUUUGCCAUUUCUAAAUAUUUAGAUUAUUAUGUGUUUCGAUGUUUAAACAAAUAUCAAAAAGUAUGUAUGGAAUAAAGUAUGUAUGUGACACUU
Messenger RNA from Mercenaria mercenaria, 11193 nucleotides. Its product is annotated as interferon-induced very large GTPase 1-like. The record is from RefSeq and is a predicted model, not a curated record. Gene Ontology annotation, molecular function: GTP binding; RNA binding. NCBI's taxonomy places the organism in Eukaryota, Metazoa, Mollusca, Bivalvia, Venerida, Veneridae. The annotation marks the transcript as partial. The transcript has 12 exons.